This is a messenger RNA of Striga asiatica, 1057 nucleotides long. NCBI's taxonomy places the organism in Eukaryota, Viridiplantae, Streptophyta, Magnoliopsida, Lamiales, Orobanchaceae. The record is from the annotation of a GenBank genome assembly.
GUUUAAAACACAGUUGUGAGAGUGCUGAGCCAACGCAGCAGCCUCGGUCAUAAGCACCUGCAAACAGCGAAAAAAAAAAACACAUAAAAGACGAAUUCUACCCCUCACACCAUCAUUUCAAAAGGUACAAAGCGAAAAAGCAAAAGCCAAAGAAAAACACCACGAAACCCCAACUCAAUUAGGGCCGGAAAAAAUAAAUUAAAAAAAAAAGGUUAGCCGCACAAUAGAGAAGAAAUCUGAAAGGAAUUUGAGUUUUCUGUGCGAGAAAAAGGGGAAAAAAAUGAUGCAGACUCAGAGGACUCUUGAAAACCAGCAAUCCAUGAUGCAGUCAGGCCAGAUUUCGGGGAGCUUGAGCUUCAACGGGACGCUGACGAAGGAGGACGAGGAGAUGUCGAAGUCUGCGCUGUCGACGUUCAGGGCGAAGGAGGAGGAGAUCGAGAAGAAGAAGAUGGAGGUCAAGGAGAAGGUCCAGGCUCAGCUGGGUCGGAUUGAGGAGGAGACUAAGCGAUUGGCUACUAUUCGAGAGGAAUUAGAAGCACUUGCAGACCCGAUGAAGAAAGAAGUAUCUGCUGUACGUAAGAAAAUCGAUGCAGUUAACAAGGAUUUGAAGCCACUCGGGCAGACUUGCCAGAAGAAGGAACGAGAGUACAAAGAAGCACUUGAAGCUUUCAAUGAAAAGAACAAAGAAAAGGUUCAACUGAUUACUAGAUUGAUGGAGCUGGUGAGCGAAAGCGAGAGGUUGAGGCUGAAGAAACUCGAAGAGCUGAGCAAGAACAUAGAGACGAUACAGCUUAAAUAAAUGUUGUUUGACAUAUUCUGAUUUCGAUGGUGUGAUGUAUUUAAGAUAAAAGUCAUUUCUAUUUAUAUAUUUGGUGUUUUCUCUUUUCUUUUUUCGGGUUUGGUUGUAUUUGAUGGUUAUGGUGUUUGCUUUGCUGCUGAAUUAGCUGUUGAUUAAAGGAUUUCUAAUUUUAGGAAAAGGAAUGUUUUCUCCUUAAAAACAGGCUUGUAACUAAAACAGGUCCCAAACUAUUGUAUUCUUCUAAGUUCUUUUCUUUCA